This is a messenger RNA of Pistacia vera, 2024 nucleotides long. Its product is annotated as CBL-interacting serine/threonine-protein kinase 3. Gene Ontology annotation, molecular function: ATP binding; protein kinase activity. The record is from RefSeq and is a predicted model, not a curated record. Gene Ontology annotation, biological process: protein phosphorylation; signal transduction. The transcript is spliced from 15 exons. Bases 358 to 1677 code for a protein of 439 amino acids. Lineage: Eukaryota; Viridiplantae; Streptophyta; Magnoliopsida; Sapindales; Anacardiaceae.
UUCUUGGAAUCUUCCUUUUUAUAUUUUUAUUUUAUUUUAUUCGAGUCAAUUUUUUCUCAGCUGGAUCUUUGUUUGUGGUGUUCUGAUGUUUACGCUUGCUAUUAACUUAAUUUUUUUAUUGAAUUUUUUAAACUGCUUGUGAACGGUGUGAUUUUGGACUGACCAAAAACAGAAAUAGAUUCUUUCUCCAAUAUUUUAAAUUUUUUGUAUUAUUUUUUACAAGUUGGUGGCGAGGAGAGAAUUGGGUUUAAAUUCGAUCUGAAUUUCAGUGGUAGAACCAAUUGUUUUUAGUAAUUUGGGUGUGGGAGUUUAUAUAAACCUACUUGCAGAAGUUCUGGUUGAAGAAGGAAAGACAGAAUGAGUCAGCCUAAAAUUAAACGCCGUGUCGGUAAAUAUGAGGUGGGAAGAACAAUUGGUGAGGGUACAUUUGCAAAAGUGAAGUUUGCAAGGAAUUCUGAGACUGGGGAACCUGUGGCUCUUAAGAUCCUCGAUAAAGAGAAAGUUCUCAAGCACAAGAUGGCUGAACAGAUCAAGCGGGAGAUUGCCACAAUGAAGUUGAUAAAGCAUCCCAACGUUGUUCAAUUAUAUGAGGUGAUGGGAAGCAAGACAAAGAUAUUUAUUGUCUUGGAGUUUGUAACUGGUGGAGAGCUGUUUGACAAGAUUGUAAAUCAUGGACGGAUGAGAGAGGAUGAGGCACGGAGAUACUUCCAGCAGCUUAUUAAUGCUGUUGAUUAUUGCCAUAGUAGAGGUGUCUUCCACAGGGAUCUUAAGCCUGAAAAUUUGCUGUUGGAUGCUUAUGGAAACCUUAAAGUUUCUGAUUUUGGAUUGAGUGCUUUGUCCCAACAAGUCAGGGAUGACGGCCUCCUUCAUACGACUUGUGGAACUCCAAACUAUGUUGCUCCUGAGGUUCUUAAUGACAGAGGCUACGAUGGGGCAACUGCAGACUUGUGGUCUUGUGGAGUGAUACUCUUUGUACUGCUUGCAGGGUACUUGCCUUUUGAUGAUUCUAAUCUUAUGAACCUAUAUAAAAAAAUUUCUGCAGCUGAAUUCACUUGCCCUCCCUGGCUCUCUUUCGCCGCCAUGAAAUUAAUAACUCGUAUCUUGGAUCCCAACCCUAUGACUCGCAUAACUAUUCCUGAAAUUCUGGAAGAUGAAUGGUUUAAGAAAGACUAUAAGCCCCCAAUUUUUGAGGAAAAGGAAGACACAAACUUGGAUGAUGUAGAAGCUGUUUUUAAGGAUUCAGAAGAGCACCAUGUGACAGAGAAGAAAGAAGAACAGCCUGCAGCAAUGAAUGCAUUUGAGUUGAUAUCUUUAUCAAAAGGGCUAAACCUGGGGAAUUUGUUUGAUGUAGAACAGGGAUUUAAGAGAGAAACAAGGUUCACAUCUAAAUCUCCUGCUAACGAGAUAAUCAAUAAAAUAGAAGAAGCAGCUAAGCCUCUUGGUUUUGAUGUUCACAAAAAAAAUUACAAGAUGAGGCUUGAAAAUAUGAAAGCUGGGAGAAAAGGAAACCUUAACGUGGCCACUGAGAUAUUUCAAGUAGCGCCUUCCCUUCAUAUGGUUGAGGUGCGAAAAGCCAAGGGGGACACUUUGGAGUUUCAUAAGUUCUACAAAAACCUAUCGACAUGCCUUGAUGAUGUGGUGUGGAAAACUGAGGAAGAUAUGCAAGAGAUGAAGUAGAGUUUGAAGAGUGGUGAUUAGUCCUUCCUCUGAUGAUGCUUACCUUGUUAAAUGUUCCAUAAAGGCAUCUAUAUCUUCAUUCUUUUUCUCCAAUUCCUUUCUUUUUUUUUUUUUUUUUUUUGGGGGAGGGACCAUUUUUCUUUUUGUGUUAGAUUAGAGAACAUGGAUUCACCAAUUGUUUUCCGUGUUAUUGUUGUUGGAAAGCGUGGAUGAUUCCAAUAGAGAUGGAGUUGUUUUUCUUAUUAUCCCGGAUCUCAAUAACGAGAAAUUGUUAUUAUAAACACUUGUAUAUAUAUUAUGUAUAUAUACUUUUUAUAUAUUUGUGGGAAUGGCCCUAUUUCAACUCA